This is a messenger RNA of Melanotaenia boesemani (Boeseman's rainbowfish), 1913 nucleotides long. RefSeq names its product dolichyl-diphosphooligosaccharide--protein glycosyltransferase subunit (non-catalytic) (gene ddost). Lineage: Eukaryota; Metazoa; Chordata; Actinopteri; Atheriniformes; Melanotaeniidae. The coding region runs from base 22 to 1422 and encodes 466 amino acids. The record is from RefSeq and is a predicted model, not a curated record. The transcript has 11 exons. Gene Ontology annotation, cellular component: oligosaccharyltransferase complex; endoplasmic reticulum membrane.
GACGUCGCCUUCUGCAGGAAAAUGGCGGCCUUGACAGCAGUCGUGCAGGCAGACCGGUCCGACUUUUUAUUAUCCUUCCAACAGCGAACCAGAAUGAAAACGCCAAAGCGGUUCAAGCUUUUGGACAGCACCGUCCUCUCCUUGUUUGUGUUAGCCUCUGUGUUGCACUGUGCUCUGGCUGACGGUAAGACGUUGGUGCUGCUGGACAACCUCAACAUCAGAGACACCCAUUCAAUCUUCUUCCGCAGUCUUGCAGAUCGUGGUUUUGACCUCACAUUCAAGACAGCUGAUGAUACCUCACUGUCACUGAUCAAAUAUGGCCAGUUCCUCUACGAUCAUUUGGUUAUCUUUUCCCCAUCAGUUGAGGACUUUGGUGGAAAUAUAAAUGUGGAGACUAUUACAUCCUUCAUCGAUGGUGGAGGCAAUGUCCUUAUCGCAGCCAGCUCAGAUAUUGGUGACCCUCUGAGGGAAUUGGGCAGUGAGUGUGGCAUUGAGUUUGAUGAGGAAAAGACUGCUGUCAUUGAUCACCACAACUAUGAUGUGUCUGAUCCUGGAGAGCACACCCUGGUAGUUGCUGACCCAGAGAACCUGCUGAAAGCUCCCACUAUUGUUGGCAAACCCACCAAUAAACCUGUUUUAUUCAAGGGUGUUGGCAUGGUUGCCGAUCCAGACAACCCCCUUGUCCUGGACAUCCUUACUGGUUCUUCAACUUCCUACUCCUACUUUCCUGACAGACCCAUCUCUCAGUAUCCCCAUGCUGUGGGCAAGAACACCCUGCUAAUCGCCGGCCUCCAGGCCAGAAACAAUGCCAGAGUGGUUUUCAGCGGUUCCCUGGACUUCUUCAGUGAUGCCUUUUUCAAUUCUGCUGUGCAGAAGGCCAGACCAGGUUCACAGAGGCAUGAGCAGACUGGGAACAUGGAGUUGGCUGAGGCUCUGUCACGCUGGGUGUUUAAGGAGGCUGGAGUCCUCAGAGUGGGAGCUGUUACCCAUCAUCCUGUGGGAGAGACCACUCCACCUGCAGCAUACACCGUUAUGGACCUUGUGGAGUACAGCAUUGUCAUUGAAAUGUUGUCCGAGGGCCGCUGGGUACCCUUUGAUGGGGAUGAUAUUCAGCUUGAGUUUGUGAGGAUUGAUCCCUUUGUCAGGACUUAUCUCAAGAAGAAUGGAGGUAAAUACAGUGUCCAGUUUAAAUUGCCUGAUGUCUAUGGAGUCUUCCAGUUCAAGGUAGACUACAACCGACUGGGAUACACACAUCUCUACUCCUCCACGCAGGUAUCAGUUCGUCCUCUGCAGCACACUCAGUAUGAACGCUUUAUCCCAUCAGCCUUCCCAUACUACGCCAGCGCCUUCUCCAUGAUGACAGGACUCUUUGUCUUCAGUGUCGUCUUUUUACACAUGAGAGAGAAGGAAAAGUCAGACUAAUGCAGUCAAACAAUGGGGACGGAAAAUCAAGAAUAUGUGAUUAAAUUAAGGUGUGGGGAGCUGGAAUUGAAUGUUUUGAUGGCUUUUUACUGAGGGACUUGGACUGUUUCUGUUGUUUUAUUGGGGCACUCAGAUAAGUUCUCUGGGUCAAAAUGGGUGCAGACAGCAAUGCAGUACUUUUUUUUUUUUUUUUUUUUUUUUUUUUUUUUUUUUUACUUUGAGAUCACCAAUGGCUCAUAUGUUCUAAAGUCAGUAAGUCAGCAGUUGUAUAAAGUCGUUUUUACAUUUGAUAAAAUUGCCUCCAAAUUAUGUUUCCUUACAACGGUGGAAAAAAUGUCCAAUUUUGCCAAUAUUUUCUCUCAUUUAUACAUUUUCUCUAUUAGAAAGUGUUAAUGUGGUAACAAUAUGCACUAAAGAAUACCAACUGUUCCUUGUUUUUGAUGAGACUCUAAUGGAAAGGCUGGAGUCCUCUUAAUAAAAUGUUGACAUUC